Molecule: messenger RNA, 1009 nt
Organism: Rhizophagus irregularis DAOM 181602=DAOM 197198
Lineage: Eukaryota; Fungi; Glomeromycota; Glomeromycetes; Glomerales; Glomeraceae
Molecular function (GO): zinc ion binding; RNA binding
Source: RefSeq, a predicted model, not a curated record
CUCUUAGACUACGAAUCAUUUUUAAAAAUGACUACACCAAGUAAACUUUAUAUCGGUCAUCUUUCUUCAAGAACGGAAAAACGAGAUCUCGAAGAGCUGUUCGAACGAUAUGGAAAAGUAUUAAGCGUGGAUGUGAAGCCCAUGGGAUAUGCAUUUGUUGAGUUUGAGGAUCCACGUGAUGCUGAUGAUGCAGUUAAACAAUUAAAUGGAUAUGAACUAGAUGGUGCUCGCAUUGCUGUUGAAUGGUCACGUCGGUCUGGCGGCCCAGGUAGUGGUUGCUUUUUAUGUGGCGGACAAGGUCAUUGGGCUAGGGAAUGUCCUGAUGCCAGGGAAAAAGGCAUGGAUGUUAGGAGCGGCCGAUGCUUUCGAUGCGGAGAAUUAGGCCAUUUGGCAAAAUAUUGCAGGGGUGGCGGUGAUUACGAUCGUAGAGGUCCUUCUCCUAAAUACGGCCGGGCUCGUUCUCCAUACUACGGUGGACGUGGCGGCUCUUAUUAUGAUGACUAUGAUCGUUAUCGACGUUAUUCAAGAUCUCCACCUUACGGAGGUUCUGGUAGUGGUUCUUACAGUGGAAGAAAUCGCUCGAGGAGUCCUUACAGCAGACGUAGUCCGAGCCCUUAUUACAAUGAUUAUGGAAGAAGAAGUCCGAGUCCAUAUGGGCGUGGAAGAAAAUAUUAGGCAUUCUGCUGGACUUACCAAGGGAUGCGUUACUCAUCGAAAGACUUUUUAAUGCAGUAUGGAAUCUUCCUCAAGUUUUUUUUUUCGGGAUUAGAACUACGAAUGGAUCGGAUUUUCUUUCUCUCUUUGCAAAAUUCGGACUCGGUUACUAUAUCGGAACUACUACGAAUCUCUGAAUAAUAUUAAAGAUAUAUUCAUUAUUUUGUCUUAAAUAACUUGUUUCAAUAUUUUCUGAUAUAAUAAAUUCGAGGAACUUAAAUUUAGAAAAUUAAUGCAAUAACAUACUUUUCUUUGUGUUUAUAAUUACUGUUUUGCUUUGAUAACAAUAAAACGU